GAAGGGGCUGGAAGAAUCUGUAAGGGGUAUAAAAUCUGUUGUUCACAGCCUUCAGUAAAUAGAAUCAACAAAAAAGAGAACCAGCUAAACAACUUGAAGGGACAUCUACAACCUGAGAUCACCAUGCUUUGUACGCCCUUCUCAAGGAUGUCCAGUGUUAGCCCUCUCAGCCUCCUGUUGCAGCCUCUGUGGCCAGCAUCCAGAGACCUCUUUUCUGUGGUGGAACAGGAGAUGACCAGGACAGUAGCAGCAAUAAAAGAGAGGAUGCAACAGCUUGACCAGUUUCACCAGCAGCUCAUGCAGGAGAUAACACUUCAACAGGACAAGACCCUCCCUGUGCAAGGCUCUUGUGAGACAUCAAAAGAUGGAGGCUUCAUGCUGUGUCUGGGAGUUGGGGAUUUCUCACCCCAAGAGCUGACAGUCAAAAUCCUGGGGAGAAAGCUAUUGGUGACUGGGGCAAAAGAAUCAAAGACAGAUGAUGGCAGAGGCUCUUUCUCAUACAAGUGUCAAAUCUUGAGAAAGGAGUCCGAUCUUCCCCAGGAUAUUAACGUGGAUGAGCUGAGCUGCACUGUGUCUGCUGAUGGACAGCUACGUAUAGAAGCCCCACGAGUGGCUCCCCCUGCUGGUCAGGAAAGGACAGUCCCUAUCCAGCUUUCAGGAACAAAUAAGAGCAUACAGAGCACUGAGACUACAGAUAGUGCCAAGGAGACAGAGAACAGCAAAGACUCAAAAGCAUAACAAGUACCUGUCAUAAUGAAACAUGUAGCCCUAAAUAAAAACAUAUUUCUGAAUAAAACGUUUUGUAUCUGUAGACAUUGUUGUCUUUUAAAUGUUUAUUAAAAUCAUAUUUUACCUUGUCCAUUAUAUUGUAUUGGUCAAUUAAAUUGUGGUAAGCUCUAACAUAUUGGAGCACUUUAUUAUUGCACUAUUGUUUGCAUAUAAUAACUAUGUUUUAUACACAAUUAAAGCUACGGUCAGCUCCAGAGCAGCAAUGCACUACUGGAAGCUAACUGAACAUAUCUUAUUAGCCAAUGACAAGAGACAAAUAUGUGCAGCCGCCAAUCACCAGCUAGCUUCAACUACUGAAUUGUUGCUGCUGAGGAUAUCUGCAUAUGCUUUCAAAAAUAAAUACCAGGAUAACUAAGUAAUUUUGAUAAUAGAAGUGAAUUUAAAUGUGUUUUAAAACUGCAUGCACUAUCUGAAUCAUGAAAAUGUAAUUCUGACUUUCAUGUUCAUUUAAAUUACUGUACAUAAAGUUAUAGUAAGGUCUUAGGGCAUUAUAAUUUUAUUACACAACUUAUCUAUAGUAUAUUUGUAUUGUAAAAACACAGCAAGAAAUAAAAAAAUUGAAUAAAAUCAC
Messenger RNA from Bombina bombina (fire-bellied toad), 1360 nucleotides. Its product is annotated as heat shock protein beta-11-like. The transcript has a single exon. The record is from RefSeq and is a predicted model, not a curated record. Gene Ontology annotation, biological process: protein refolding; response to heat. The coding region runs from base 124 to 738 and encodes 204 amino acids. Gene Ontology annotation, molecular function: protein folding chaperone. Lineage: Eukaryota; Metazoa; Chordata; Amphibia; Anura; Bombinatoridae.